Molecule: messenger RNA, 1283 nt
Organism: Theobroma cacao (cacao)
Lineage: Eukaryota; Viridiplantae; Streptophyta; Magnoliopsida; Malvales; Malvaceae
Product: Ribose 5-phosphate isomerase, type A protein
Biological process (GO): pentose-phosphate shunt, non-oxidative branch
Molecular function (GO): ribose-5-phosphate isomerase activity
Source: RefSeq, a predicted model, not a curated record
AACCUCAAAAGUCCCUUUUCCUAUCCUAGCAUCUUUAACCCAGAGUUCACCUAACACAAGUAGAACAAACACAGAUCAAACCAAAGCAAAAACCACCCACGAGCCGCAGCCCUUCAUCAAAUCAAAACCCCACAAAAGCUUGAUAGGGGAGGAAAAAGAUUAAAGCAUCCGAAAACACUCCAAACUCCAAAAGCUCCAUUUUGCUCUUCUCCUCCUAUUCAUCAGAAACCAAUGGCCUCCUUAUCCCUCCAACUCUCCUCCCUGCACCACACCUCUGCCACGCCUCUGAUCCUACGCAGCACCCCUCUCAACCGACGCCCCCCAACCCAGAAACCGUUCUCCAUCAGGGCCCAAUCCGCCCCAGUCCUUUCCCAAGAUGAUCUCAAGAAACUAGCAGCGGACAAAGCAGUGGAGUCAGUCAAGUCGGGCAUGAUCCUAGGCCUAGGAACAGGCUCAACAGCUGCUUUUGUAGUUGACAAACUAGGCCAACUUCUUUCAACAGGUGAACUUUCUGACAUCAUAGGAAUCCCAACCUCGAAAAGAACACAAGAACAAGCUGCAUCACUUAACAUCCCCUUAACUACCCUGAAUAAGCAUCCCCACAUUGACCUUGCUAUUGAUGGUGCUGAUGAAGUUGAUCCUAACCUUGACUUAGUUAAAGGCCGAGGAGGUGCACUUCUACGUGAAAAAAUGGUUGAGGCAGCUUCAUCUUCUUUCAUUGUAGUAGCUGAUGAUAGUAAGCUUGUCUCAGGGCUUGGAGGGAGUGGCUUAGCUAUGCCUGUUGAAGUGGUGCAGUUUUGUUGGAAAUAUAAUUUAGUUAGGCUUGAAGGGUUGUUUAAAGAUUUGGGUUGUGAAGCAAAGUUGAGGUUAGUAGGGGAUGGUAGUGAAAAGCCUUAUGUAACUGAUAAUGGGAAUUAUAUUGUGGAUUUGUAUUUUAAGAAUCCAAUCAAAGAUGGAUUUGGAGCUGGGAAAGAGAUUUCUGCCUUGGAAGGUGUAGUGGAACAUGGGUUGUUUUUAGGGAUGGCUACUUCUGUUAUUAUUGCUGGGAAGACCGGUGUGGAGAUUAUGACUAAGUGAUAAGAAAGGUGUGAGAGACAGAGGUGAGGUGGAAUUUUUAUUUUUGUCGCUUAUUGUUCCAUGUUUGAGGGGGUUUCAAUUUGUGUGGGGGGUAAUUUGUUGCAAAAUUUUUGGAUUUUGAUGUUGUGUAGAGUAAUUGUAGAAUGUGGAAUAAUUGCGGAUUUUGGAAAUGAAAUUGAAGAUCCUUGCAAUGGUUUAUUUUAGUU